UGCUGUUCAGCAGGACGACAUGCUUGCAACUUACACCUACCUAGAGCUUUGUGAAAACGUUUUCAUCCGUGCCCGUCGUAACAUAUCUUGCACCGAUGGCAACCUUACCAUCCUGUUUUGCGUAGCGUAGAGCACCUCACACCCUAAGCGCAAAGCAGCCGAGAUAAAGCUAUGCCGUGGGAAUUCACAGAACACCAUGUGCGGCCAAAUGUCUUCUACUGGUCGCCAACCGCCUACAAAGAGCGCAACGAGGUCAAGACUCGUCGCGAGCAGGCGCAAGCAGCCUAUAAUGAAGCGAAGGUUGCCUCCUCCGAAAGCCGGCAUGCGGACGCGGAGCAGCUGCUACUGCACUCCGUGACCGCCUGGCCGGACAACCCGCGCUUCCUGCUGGCUCUGGCCAACUGCAUCUUCCUGGACCGGGGCCGCCCCGAGGAGGCGCUGCAGUGGUACGACGAGGCCAUCCGGCUGCGCGACUGCCCCGCCUACCGCGCUGCCCGCUGCCGCGCCCGCUCCGCCCUGGGGCAGCUGGAGGGGGCGCUGGAGGACGCGAGCGGGGCGGCGGAGGGGGAGCCGCAGAACGCCGACUACCAGUUCUCCCGCGCGCUGCUGCUGGAGCGGCUGGGGCGCUUCCAGGCGGCGCUGGAGGGCUUCGGAGCGGCGCUGCGGCUGCUGCGGGCGGAGGGGCGACCCAUCUUCGAGUGCCUCUUCAACCGGGGAUACUGCUACAAGAUGCUGGGUCAGACGGACGCCGCCAUCACCGAGCUGGAGGCGGCCAUGGCGCAAAACACCACCAGCAUGACUGUGCGGACCGUGCUAGGGGUGCUGUACGUCUCCCGCCGCCGCUACGCUCGCGCGCUCGACGUCUUCUCCGUCGUCGCCGCCCAGCAGAGCGCCUCCGCCUCCGCCGCCAACAACGCCGCACUCGCCGCCUACCUCGCCGUGACGAGCGACUUUGACGACUCGUCGCCCGCCACUCGCGCGGCCUCCGCGGCGGCGCUGAAGCAGCGAGCGGCGCGCAUGGCGACUGUGUCGGCGGCACGGAGGGAGGGGGGGGCGACGGCAGACUCCGUCGAGGGCUCCCCCAGCCGCCUCCGCCGUCGCUACGCGGCGGGCAGCGGCAGGGUGCAGGCGGCGGUGGCGACAGCGGAAAUACUCAGGAAUGCCCGCGGCCGAGCUGCCACCUCCCUGCUGGACUCGGAUGAUGACGGUGAUGAUGAUGAGAAGGAGGAGGUGGCGGCGGUGGGGCAGGCCCCCCACCGCCUGCCCCCCAUCAGCCUCAGCCGCAACCCCAGCCUCCGACCCGCCACCGCCCCCUCCGCCCCCUCCCCCUCCGCCUCCCACCACCCCUCCACCUCCAAUCCCGGCAGGGACACCGCACCAGGCAAGCAAGACCACCGCACGCGGCAGGGGGGCCGUCACCCGGAGGAGGGUGACCAGGGUGACGACGGCAGCAGCACCGACAGCAGCAGCAGCAGCAGCUCCUCAGAUGAUGAGGGAGGGGGAGAGGAAGCCCGUGGAAUCACGGGGGGCGGUACGGCAGGAGGAGGAGGAGGAGGAGGCGGGGGCGGAGAGCCCCUCCCCACCGUGUACCUUCCCGCUGAUCCCCGGCAGUGGGCUGCGGAUGUGGUGCGGGAGAAUGAGAGUCAGACGGUGUGGGAGGCGGACAAGCGGAGCGCGCUGGAGGGGGCGUUAAGGGGCUUUGACGCGGCGCUGUCCAACCAGGAGGCGAGGAUGGCGGAGGAGAGGAAGCAGG
Messenger RNA from Astrephomene gubernaculifera, 1753 nucleotides. Lineage: Eukaryota; Viridiplantae; Chlorophyta; Chlorophyceae; Chlamydomonadales; Astrephomenaceae. The record is from the annotation of a GenBank genome assembly.